CUAUAAGCAAUCCAAUAAGGAACGGAACCUGUUGAAAGACGUUGAUUGGUGAAUUUCCUAAGUUUUACAGGUUGACAUGUGUUUAUUCUCCGUAACAACCAUAAACAAAAUUAUUUGAGAAAUAGUUGCGAAAUAUUUACCAAUGUCAACCAGAAACUUAUAGGGGUCAGAUUGAAUUUCCACAUUGCUGUAGUUAUUAGUUACUAUUAUCUACAUUUCAUAUAAUGACGUAUCAGAGUUAUUUGGAUAUGAAACUUGUUAUACUUUUUGUCAGGACAAUAGUAUCAUUCACUUCUACAAGCUGACGACCAAAAUAAGCAGCGAUGAGACGAGAUUAAACCGAAAAAAAUAGUAUAUAGUAAGUAAUAUCAGAGACAAUUUUUCACUAUUGUAUCUAGAUUAACCACUCCACACCAGAAUCUUUAUAAUGAGUAAGUUAGUAGUUAAUACUUUAGGAAUAAGUACAGUCGGUAUAGCCUCAUAUUUUUGGGGUAGAUCAUCAUCAUCACCCUCAUCAACUGUUGUAGUUGAACCUCCUACUAGUAAUGUUCCGGGUCCUUUCAAUAAUGGAUCAAACAAAGUGUCAUCAUCAUCAUUCGAUGCUAGUUUAAUUAGACCACAAGAUUUCUUUAAGUAUGGGUUCCCUGGUCCUAUACAUGAUUUAGAAACGCGUUCAGAAUUUGUUAGUUGUUAUGAUCGUGCUACACGUAAUCCAUAUUGGGUAGUAGAGCAUAUUACCAAGGAUUCAAUUCAAAAAAAUAAAGAUGUUGAUAGAAAGAAUAGUGUAUUUAAAGAAGAUGAAUCUAUUCCAUUAAAGUUUAGAAAUAGAUUAAGAGAUUAUUUCCGUAGUGGAUAUGAUCGUGGUCAUCAAGCUCCAGCUGCUAAUGCCAAAUUUAGUCAAGAAGCUAUGGAUGAAACUUUUUAUUUAACUAAUAUGUCACCACAAGUUGGUGAAGGAUUUAAUCGAGAUUAUUGGGCCCAUUUUGAAGAUUUUGGUAGAAGAUUAACUAAUAAAUAUGAUAGUGUUAGAAUUAUGACUGGUCCAUUAUAUUUACCAAAAAAGGGAGAAGAUGGGAAAUAUCGUAUUAGUUAUGAAGUUAUUGGAUCUCCACCAAAUAUUGCAGUUCCAACUCAUUUCUUUAAAUUAAUCGUUGGUGAAAGUAAUGGAGAUGAAAAGAUUUCUGUUGGAGCCUUUGUAUUACCUAAUGAAAAGAUUUCAAAUGAUUUACCAUUAACUACAUUUCAAGUACCAAUUGAUGCAUUAGAAAGAUCAAGUGGAUUAGAUUUAUUACAAAAAGUUCCAUAUUAUAAUAAGAAAGAUUUAUGUAGAGAAGUUAAGUGUGAAAUUAUCGUUAGAGACUUUUCAAAGAUUAAUAGCAGUAGUAAUCUUGCCGGUUUACCAGCUCCUAAGAAGUAAAAUGAAUGAUAUUAGAAAUGAAUUAGUAAUCGGAGACAUACUUGGUAGGUAAAGGUAAAUGACGGGGUUAAAGUCAUACAACGUAUCUUAAAUGCGAGUUGGGUUCAUGUACAUAGAUUUAGAAUAGAAUUCAAUAAACUGUUGAGGUUAAACUUACUAAAUUUACUAAAUUUACUGGGGU
Molecule: messenger RNA, 1598 nt
Organism: Scheffersomyces amazonensis
Lineage: Eukaryota; Fungi; Ascomycota; Pichiomycetes; Serinales; Debaryomycetaceae
Product: ribonuclease
Exons: 1
Coding region: 428-1417 (329 amino acids)
Biological process (GO): apoptotic DNA fragmentation
Cellular component (GO): mitochondrial inner membrane; nucleus
Molecular function (GO): metal ion binding; single-stranded DNA endonuclease activity; nucleic acid binding
Source: RefSeq, a predicted model, not a curated record